AUGUCGACUUCACUGGAACAGCAAGCUGCUAACAGAAAAGAGAGACUUGCACAGCUUAGAAAUCUCAAGCGUAAAAGUGAAACUAGACCAGAAACUCUUGAAAAAGAAGAGAGGGAUCCGUCUGGCUCAGAAUCUCCGUCGGUUGUUACUGGCUCAGGCAGGAACUUUGAUAUCGAAAACCGAGCUCCAAAGUUAGGGUAUGACGAGAACCCCUUAGACGGCAUUGAUGAGACAGUCGAGAUUGUUGCUGAACAUGUUCAAAAAGAGACUCUGGCAAGAUUAGAGGCAAAGAGUUCAUCUUCUGCUCUGGAUUUGUCGAAUUUGCAACCCAAGAGUGUUAACUGGGAUUUGAAAAGGGACCUUGAACCCAGUAUGGCUAUUCUUGACCGAAAAACUAACGACGCUAUUAUUAAAUUGGUCCAUCAAAGAUUGAAGGCGGCUGGUGCCACUGCUGCUGAUUGA
Sugiyamaella lignohabitans is the source of this 462-nucleotide messenger RNA. RefSeq lists its product as uncharacterized. Gene Ontology annotation, cellular component: post-mRNA release spliceosomal complex; U2-type spliceosomal complex. NCBI's taxonomy places the organism in Eukaryota, Fungi, Ascomycota, Dipodascomycetes, Dipodascales, Trichomonascaceae. The coding region runs from base 1 to 462 and encodes 153 amino acids. The transcript has a single exon. The record is from RefSeq and is a predicted model, not a curated record.